Messenger RNA from Acanthaster planci (crown-of-thorns starfish), 3328 nucleotides. RefSeq names its product homeobox protein Hox-B4-like. The record is from RefSeq and is a predicted model, not a curated record. Gene Ontology annotation, molecular function: RNA polymerase II cis-regulatory region sequence-specific DNA binding; DNA-binding transcription factor activity, RNA polymerase II-specific. Gene Ontology annotation, biological process: anterior/posterior pattern specification; positive regulation of transcription by RNA polymerase II. NCBI's taxonomy places the organism in Eukaryota, Metazoa, Echinodermata, Asteroidea, Valvatida, Acanthasteridae. Gene Ontology annotation, cellular component: nucleus; nucleoplasm.
UCGGAGACCAAUUAAGCCGCGCAAUCAUCCAAGGCGGCUUUUCCCCCCUUUUCAGUGUGAGUGAGAGAUAGAAGGAAAAAACACAGCGGGAAAAAACCAACUUCGUCUGGUACACCUUCCACGACGUUACAGCCUGUCAGCUCGUCCGUCAUUGGACGACCAAGGUCACGUGCUUUGAAUAGGGAAAGUGAGGGGCAUGGAUGGGUAACGUGUGUGUCGUUAAGACUCAAAUGGAGGCUAUAGGACUGAACCGUAUCAAACUCGGCCCGCUUAGCAAACAAAAAUAGUUCAAUUUUGACAAUUACUUAGCUUACCGGUGUGGCGUGAGGAUGUCCAGCGCGUCGACGUGUGGAGUAGACCCGAAAUUCCCGCCGCUGGAAGAGUACGCGCAGUCCAGCUACAUUCCAACAAAUGGCUGCUUCAGCGGCUCACACUUUGCCAACGAGAACCAUAGGUACAUCGAGGCCAACUCCUCGCCAACGUUCCACCAGGAGUACGACAAAUACCGCGCAAACUUUGCCGAGUGCGAGCAGGGCCGACCGGGCAACCUGCAGCACGGCUUCAGCAGCUUCACGGCAGCGCUAGCCGGCGAGGGCAACGUGGAGAGCUGGGCUGACUACCAGAGUAGCCCGGACAGAGACAAUGGCUGGACCGGCCUUGGGACGAAUAGUCCUUGUCUGUUCAAACAGAGAGGGACAGGCAAAUUGGGGAAUAACCAGAUGCCACCCCAACAACUUCCUUUAUAUCCUUGGAUGAAGAGGAUACACGUCAACCCAGCGGUCGGGAGUCGUUUAUCAGCGUCCGGUGUCGACACCAAACGGACCCGCACCUCAUACACCAGGCAACAGCUCCUGGAGCUGGAGAAGGAAUUCCACUUCAACCGUUACCUGACGCGGCGGCGGCGCAUCGAGAUAGCCCAGUCCCUCGGACUCUCGGAGCGCCAGAUCAAGAUCUGGUUCCAGAACCGCCGCAUGAAGUGGAAGAAAGACCACAACCUGCCCAACACCAAGCCGCGGGCCGGUACCACCACGCAGGCGGGCACCCGCCCGGCAGGCCCGGCUAACUUCGACGCCGCACCGCCGGUGGAUAUCAAGCGCGACACGCCGGAGAGUACCAGCACGGAUUCGUCAUGACCUGCUCAGACCCAAGCAGCGGGAGUGCGCUCAUAUCCGGUAGUUAUCAUAUACUUAAUUUUUGCCUCUCCGACUCAAGUACAUUUUCGGUACAUGUUGUGUACUGUGAAACGUUUCAGUGACAUUCUAUUAAACACGUCAACAAACUUGCCGCUACCAAGCAAACAAAUGAACAAUGUUUUUUUUUUCUUUAUUAUCCUGAUGGCUGCUGGUAAAUGUGAGACUCACUGAAAUGUGAAGUACGUAUUUGGUAUUGCGAUGAGGUUGUUAAAACUCGGUAAGCAUGGACAUUUUUUUUAUCCAUAAAGUCAGCUGAAGGACCCACGAUAAGUAGCAAAUGGCCAUAAAAGGCGUGUCGUUAACGCAUAAACAAUACCAGUAAUGUAUUGCACGACACAAUGAUGCGCGCUGAAGACACUUCCAUCGUCAUUAAUUUUAAUUUUCGAGUGCUACCGUCAUAAAUUAUAUGAAUAAUUCGGUCAUGAUACUGCUAUCACAAUGGGGAUAAUUUGUUUUUUCUGUCAUUGCUAUGUGCAAAAUAGCUCUAUUUAACAUGCUUCAUAUGCAGGGUGUUUUUAAUUGUAAUUUUAUACAUUGAUUUAUUUAAAUUCAUGUAUAGUGUGUGUUUGGGGGGUUUAUUUUGUUCGUUUGUUUUGUUUUAAAAAAGUAAUAUCCUUCCAUUUAACCUUCAGAUAAUCAUAGGCUUUUUUUAAAUUUGAGUACAUCUCUUUCUGGAAUCAGCGCGGGAAGUGUUUGAAUGUCAUGUAGGCUGCCCUUUUUCAUGCAAUACACCUGCAUUCCAGGAAGUCAUUUGUUGUCCGUCAAAGUAUUAAAGCCAUUUAAUCGACUCUGAAGGCACAUUUCGAUUUUCUCUGAAUCGAUUAAUGAUAGAUCAAUGAGAAUUACGAACCAUUGCAGAGAGCGCCUAUGGAAUGACUCUCGAUAAUGUGUAAACACAAAUUUGGUGACAACGAACAAAAAUAAACUUUCGGUCAAGCAUUUGGAGGAAAACUUCCCGAUAGUGGAAGUUUAACAGGCUUCCGUUUGAGACUUUUUCAGACUGACAGUUUGUAUGAUGGAUAGCUGUCAUUUCGAUUGUGAUUGUUUUCCCACUGAAAAAUAUCUUUCACUGAGUUUGUAACCGAAACCACAUUAUAAGUCCGUAGUUUUUACUAAACCCGAGGAAAAGCGAGAGAACGAUCACUCUUGCUGUUGUUAGUUGUGUGCAACAUUGCUUGUGUUUAUGUUUUGUUCACACAAGACAUGGAAAAAAAGUACAAACAUGAAAGAAUGAAAAUAAUUUCAACCAGGAAGUACCGAUGGACCUCAAGAACAUGCUUUAUUUCAGUUCUCCUGAAGAGUCAGGUAACUUUCCAUUUUCACUGAAAGAAAACGAACGUACCGCUUUCAUAUAUAUAUAUUUUUAAUUAUUUUUUAUAUGUUUGGUUAAGUUUUGGCUCCAGUGUGUGUUAACAAAUAAUUUUUCUGCCUUCGCAGAAAAUCCAUCGCUGACGGGAAUUUAGUGCUCUUUCAAGGAAAGAAACGGUACUGUUGAGUGACCCUGGUGCCAAGAUCUGUGGGAAAGUAUUCACAUUUUGUUGAAGGCUAGGAUAGGGUCUGUUUCCCAGAACUCUGCAAAUAGGCUGUAUUGGCAGAUUCAGGCCAUUGACACGUUCAUUUGAAAUGAAGAGACACUGUUUCAGACAAAAUACACGCAACCGUUAGGUUUUACUGUGGACUCUUGAUUUAAAGAACAAAAUCAUGAAAUACUACGAAUAUUGAGGGUCGCCAUCCCUCGAAUUCCUUUGUUUUGAUUGAUUUUCCUGUUCUUGUUUUGAAAAAGGUCUCUUCCUAAACAAGGAAAUUCGCCUGGUCCAAAUAACCUUCUUUUACAGAGUUGAAUGUGCUAAGAAAUCUUUGACGACGAUAAAAUUGGUCAUUUUGGUGUAAACUUUAAUACCCGAAAGAGGGGAUGUUAUCACACUGACUCUUGGACUAUAAAGCCUGAAAUUGUACAUUUUACGAAGAGAACCCUCCUAAGCAAAUUAUAUACACCUGCUGUAUGUUAACUAUGCUGUUUAAAACAGCCAGGGAGAGUGGACGUGUAAAUAUUCCUAUAUUAUGAGGUCUCUAUGUCGUUGUUAAUUAAGGUAUGUGAAAUAAAGCAUUGUUGUUCUUAAGUGUCUAUAAAGUUA